CCGGAUUGCCCACUGUUAACAUUAACAAUGACCCUCAAUCGCACAAUCAAGCAGGCUGCCCAUCUCCAACGAAGGAACUUGCUCUCUCUUCUUCUUCAACAACAAACCAGACGCAGUGCAAUGCAACAACUCCACUCUCACUUGAUCACCACUGGUGCACAUUCCCACUGUAUGGAUGUUACAUCUUGGAACGUUUUGCUUCGACACUAUUCUCUUGGCAUCUUCCCCCAAGAAGCUUUCUUGCUCUUCAGGCACCUCCGCCUUCAUCAUGUCUAUCCUCCACUCUCCUUCGACAGUUUCUCCUUUUCUUUCCUUCUCAAGGCAUGCGCUAAUCUACAGCACCGCGAGGGGGGACUUCAACUCCAUGCUCUUACUCUUAAGCUUGGAUUUGAAUUUCACGUCUAUGUACAUACUGUUUUGCUAAACGUGUAUGCAGCCUGUGGGGCUUUUCUUGAAGCUAAGCAAAUGUUCGAUGAAAUGCCUGUAAGAAACUCUGUUACUUGGAAUGUCUUCAUUACUGGUCUAGCCAAACGGGGUGAGCUUCAUCUUGCUCGUUCUCUCCUUGAUGAGAUGCCAAUGCCAACAGUUGUUUCAUGGACUACUAUUAUUGACGGAUACACUCGGAUGAAUCAACCCAAGCAAGCUCUAGCUUUGUUUCUCACUAUGUUUUUAGAUGAGGGCAUCAAACCUACUGAAAUAACACUUUUAGCCAUUUUCCCAGCCAUUUCAAAUCUUGGGGCUCUUGAGAUUUGCCAAUUGAUCCACACAUAUGGAGAGAAAAGUGGAUUAAAUGCAUCUGAUAUCAGAAUUAGAACUUCCCUUCUUGAUACUUAUGCAAAGUGUGGGUGCAUAGAGAGUGCAUCAAGGGUCUUUGGAGAAAUAGCUGCCAAGAGCAGAAACUUGGUCUCAUGGACAUCAAUAAUCUCCGCAUUUGCAAUGCAUGGAAUGGCGAAAGAAGCCCUAGAAAAUUUUGAAAGAAUGCAGAAAGAAUGUUUGAAACCAAACCGAAUAACAUUCUUGAGUGUUUUAAAUGCUUGUAGUCAUGGAGGAUUGGUUGAGGAGGGGCUCAAGUUUUUCACAAAGAUGGUUAACAAAUAUCAAAUUUCGCCAGAUGUUAAGCAUUAUGGAUGCUUAAUUGACAUGUUGGGCAGGGCUGGGAGGCUAGAUGAAGCAGAAAAGAUGGCUUUGGAGAUUCCGGAUUAUGUGGUUAAUGUUGUAAUUUGGAGGACGCUUUUGGGUGCUUGCAGCUUUCAUGGUAAUGUUGAGAUGGGUGCAAGAGUGACAAGGAAGAUAUUAGAGAUGGAGAGAAAAUAUGGAGGGGAUUAUGUGCUUUUGUCCAACAUCUUUGCUGGUGUUGGAAGGUUUUGGGAUGUUGAGAGGGUGAGAAGAUUGAUGGAUGAGAGGAAUGCCUCCAAAGUUCCAGGACUGAGUUUUUUCUGAUUGACAGAGAAAGAAGCCAUUUUUAGGGAAGUUUGGAAAGGUUUUCUGGUCAGUUAAUAUCCUUUGUGGUGAUCAGGAUUAAGGACCUGGCUGUUUCUAGAACCAAUUAUAAGUUAGGGAGUCAUGUUGCACCAGGAGUUCAUUUGGGAAUUGAUCCAUUUAACGUCUUAACUCCUGUGUUAAGGGUCUCUUCACUAGUUGGGGACUCGGGGGAAAAUUCCUUAUAAUCAAGUGGUUGGGCUUUUGGAAGGAUGUAGACCUUUUCUAAGGCAAUGACCUUGACCUUUUUGGGGGUUUAAUAGGCGCAACCUUAAGGGUUGAUUUGGCAGAAUUUUGGUGGUAGACGAAGAUGUCAAUCAAAUAGUGACUUCAUCUCCUUUUCUGUUUUCAAAAGCAAGCCAGAAGACUGUUAAAUAUUUUUCCUGGAACAUAUAUUCAUACAGUGUUUGGAGACAGAUAAAGACCAAUGACUUUGGAUGCUAUCAUCCAACCAUCAUAAGGCUGUAAACAUGGUCAAGAAGAUGCCAGCUUACAAAAAUAGGCUGUGGGUAUUAGAACUUGAGUGCACUGGAGGUGCCACAAAUAAAAAGAAGAGUCACAAGCAGAUGAACAAUUAAGACAGGGCGAUCCAUGUUUUUUGGCAGGAAAAUGGACGAAGAGCUCAGCAAAGAACUUGAACUGCAGAUAAAGGGGGCUGAAAAACCCUUUUAUAUGGAAACUUAUAGGUGUCCGUAUUGUACUCCUACCUUUGGUUUGUAGAUUAAUUAAGACAGGGCUAUCCAUGUUCUUUGAGUGUUCUCUGGUGACUUGAAAGUCUGCUGAUGGGUGUUUGAAUUGAUAGCAAAGCUAGAUUAUUGCUGCAGUUGGUUGAAGCAUUAGGAGUUUUGUUAUUAUAUGGAAAUACACUAAGUUGAAUGAUAGGAACCGGAUUGCCCACUGUUAACAAUGGCACUAAAAGAGUUGUAAUUUUUGGAUGAUAUUUAUAAAAAAAUGCAUAGCCAAUCAUGUGAUGUCA
This is a messenger RNA of Vitis riparia (riverbank grape), 2455 nucleotides long. Its product is annotated as pentatricopeptide repeat-containing protein At1g09220, mitochondrial-like. The coding region runs from base 28 to 1440 and encodes 470 amino acids. Gene Ontology annotation, biological process: RNA modification. Gene Ontology annotation, molecular function: protein binding; RNA binding. Lineage: Eukaryota; Viridiplantae; Streptophyta; Magnoliopsida; Vitales; Vitaceae. The record is from RefSeq and is a predicted model, not a curated record. The transcript has 3 exons.